Elephantulus edwardii (Cape elephant shrew) is the source of this 723-nucleotide messenger RNA. It is a transcript of the gene TNFSF14, whose product is annotated as tumor necrosis factor (ligand) superfamily, member 14. Gene Ontology annotation, cellular component: membrane. Gene Ontology annotation, biological process: immune response. The record is from RefSeq and is a predicted model, not a curated record. The transcript is spliced from 4 exons. Lineage: Eukaryota; Metazoa; Chordata; Mammalia; Macroscelidea; Macroscelididae. Bases 1 to 723 code for a protein of 240 amino acids. Gene Ontology annotation, molecular function: tumor necrosis factor receptor binding.
AUGGAGAACGCAGUGGUACAGCCCACGGUGUUUGUGGUGGAUGGACAGACAGACAUCCCAUUCAGGAGGUUGAGAUCCCACAGGAGACCCACCUGCAGCGCUGCACGGCUGAGCCUGGUCCUCCUGCUGCUGUUGCUGGGGGCUGGCCUGGCUGUGCAGGGCUGGUUCCUGUUGCAGCUAAAUUGGCGCCUGGAGCAGAUGAACGACCGCCUGCCGGCCGGGGAUCCAGGCUCCUGGGAGCAGCUGGUCCAAGAACGGAGAUCUCACCAGACCAACCCGGCAGCCCACCUCACAGGGGCCAACGCCAGCCUGGUGGGCAGUGGGGGCCCACUGCUGUGGGAGGCGCAGCUGGGCCUGGCCUUCCUGCGGGGCUUGGACUACCGUGACGGGGCGCUGGUGACAUCCCAGGCUGGUUAUUAUUACAUCUACUCCAAGGUGCAGCUGGGCACCAAAGACUGUCCACGGGGGCUGGCCAGCAGCCGGCCAGUCACCCACGGCCUCUAUCGACGCACACCCCGCUACCCCAAGGAGCUAGAGCUUCUGGUCAGCCGGCGCUCACCCUGUGGACGAGAGGCCAACAACCAAGUGUGGUGGGACAGCAGCUUCCUGGGCGGUGUGGUGCACCUGGAGGCCGGAGAGGAGGUGGUGGUCCGCGUGCCAGAGAAGCACUUUGUCCGGCUCUGCGAUGGGACACAGUCCUACUUUGGGGCAUUCAUGGUGUGA